UCAGACAGCCACACUGUGAAAACCCUAGGUCAUUUCUAUUUCUUCUUUCUCUGUCCCACACUUUCCCUUGUUCCUUCUCUCAACCUCUUUGCAAAGAAGCCAUGGCGACGGCAGCAGCACCGACACGGACUCUGUCCCAAAAGGAAUUGGAUAUACAGAUGAUGUUGGCAGCCGAAGUUCACCUCGGCACUAAGAACUGCGACUUCCAGAUGGAACGCUAUGUUUUCAAGCGCCGCAAUGAUGGAAUUUAUAUUAUCAAUCUUGGGAAGACUUGGGAAAAACUUCAACUGGCUGCUAGGGUUAUUGUUGCCAUUGAGAACCCGCAGGACAUUAUUGUCCAGUCUGCGAGGCCUUAUGGUCAAAGAGCAGUCCUCAAGUUUGCUCAAUACACUGGUGCUCAUGCUAUUGCCGGAAGGCACACUCCUGGUACAUUCACUAACCAGCUCCAAACAUCUUUCAGUGAGCCUCGUCUGUUGAUCCUCACUGAUCCCAGGACUGAUCACCAGCCUAUUAAGGAAUCUUCUCAUGGAAACAUUCCCACUAUUGCAUUCUGUGACACGGAUUCUCCCAUGCGAUAUGUGGAUAUCGGUAUUCCUGCUAAUAACAAAGGAAAGCACAGUAUUGGAUGCCUAUUUUGGCUGCUGGCAAGAAUGGUUCUGCAGAUGCGUGGCACUAUUCCUCAAGGGCAUAAGUGGGAUGUUAUGGUGGACUUGUUCUUCUACAGGGAACCUGAGGAAACCAAGCAACAGGAAGAAGAGGAAGCGGUGCCUGUUGCUGAUUAUGCACUACCUUCUGCUGAUUAUGGGCUUUCUACCGCUGAGUGGGGCGCCCAAAUUGCUGAGGGCCAAUGGACUGCUGAAGCAGCUCCACCGCCUAUUGCUGCUGUUCCUACUGAAAACUUCUAUCCAGAUCAAGCAGGUGGAUUCUCCACAGAAUGGGAUGCUGCAGCUCCUCCACCGCAAUUUGCAGGUGCUGCAGCUCCUCCACCGCAAUUUGCAGGCGCAGCAGCCACCACCCCUGCUCCUACUGGCUGGGAUGUGUAAAGCAAGAGAAAUUUUUUUAUGCAUAUUAAAUAUUUAUUAGAUUGUUUUUUUGAGGGAUUACGAACAUCAAAGUUUUUGAAAGUUUUGACAUUUACCUUAUUUAGUGAUGCUAUUUUCUUAUUUUCAAUAAUUAAAUUUUCCAGCUUUUUGAAUGUUGAUAAAGUGAAUGACAAAUAUAUUAUGUGGAAAAAGGUGGAAUGGAAUUAUGACUACACCGAUUGAAAGUU
Molecule: messenger RNA, 1270 nt
Organism: Hevea brasiliensis (rubber tree)
Lineage: Eukaryota; Viridiplantae; Streptophyta; Magnoliopsida; Malpighiales; Euphorbiaceae
Product: 40S ribosomal protein SA
Exons: 5
Coding region: 102-1043 (313 amino acids)
Biological process (GO): cytoplasmic translation; ribosomal small subunit assembly
Cellular component (GO): ribosome; cytosolic small ribosomal subunit; 90S preribosome
Molecular function (GO): structural constituent of ribosome
Source: RefSeq, a predicted model, not a curated record